This is a messenger RNA of Zophobas morio, 711 nucleotides long. RefSeq names its product pseudouridylate synthase TRUB1-like. Gene Ontology annotation, molecular function: pseudouridine synthase activity; RNA binding. The record is from RefSeq and is a predicted model, not a curated record. The transcript has 5 exons. NCBI's taxonomy places the organism in Eukaryota, Metazoa, Arthropoda, Insecta, Coleoptera, Tenebrionidae. Gene Ontology annotation, cellular component: mitochondrion. Bases 1 to 711 code for a protein of 236 amino acids. Gene Ontology annotation, biological process: mRNA pseudouridine synthesis; tRNA modification.
AUGAACUCUUUAAGAACUACUGACGUAGUUGUAUCUCUACUAAAGUUCAGUGGAGAUUAUAAAAAGUGCAAAGUUGGCCACGGAGGAACUUUGGAUAAAUUAGCGGAAGGAGUUCUUGUAAUUGGCAUUAAUCAAGGGUGUCGUUUUCUCAACGAUCUACUAAAAGGCCCAAAAAGUUAUGAAGUUGUAGGUAAGUUGGGCUUGGAAACUGAUACUCUUGAUUUAGGAGGGAAUAUUAUAAGAACUGCUGAUGAUGACCACGUGGAUGAAUCUUUAAUUAAUUCUGUUUUGCCUUUAUUUAUUGGUGAAACUGAGCAGGAAGCGCCCAUCUACUCGAGCUUAAAAAUAAACGGCAAAACUUCAGCAGACCGUGUGCGCUCCGGAGAGCACGUGGAAGCCAAAGUACGCAAAGUUAUCAUUUACGAUAUAGUCUUAACAAAGUAUGAGAGCCACGUGGACCAUAAAAGCUUUACAUUGGCAGUCACGUGCGGUGCAGGGACGUACGUGCGUAGUCUCGUUCGGGAUAUCGGCAGGAAAGUCAACUCUGCAGCCACAGCGACCACUAUUAUACGCACUUCGCAGGGACCAUUUUCUAUUGUGAAUUCAUCAAGUUCUUCUUCCCUUCCUGUUUAUAAAUAUGAAGAAAUAACGUUUGAAAAGAUUAUUGAAGCGCUCGAUAACUUUAAAUAUAAACAGCUUAUAAAGUGUUGA